Messenger RNA from Cucumis sativus (cucumber), 1051 nucleotides. RefSeq names its product immune-associated nucleotide-binding protein 9. The transcript has 2 exons. The record is from RefSeq and is a predicted model, not a curated record. Gene Ontology annotation, molecular function: GTP binding. Lineage: Eukaryota; Viridiplantae; Streptophyta; Magnoliopsida; Cucurbitales; Cucurbitaceae. Bases 36 to 914 code for a protein of 292 amino acids.
UAUAUUAUAUAUGAUAAUUGGAUUGAGCCAAAGUAAUGGUGUCUCCACUAACAUUAGUGUUGAUUGGUCGUACAGGAAAUGGAAAAAGUGCAACUGGAAACAGUAUUCUUGGAACAAGAGCAUUCAAAUCAAGGACAAGUUCUUCUGGUGUUACUAAAUCUUCUGAGUUGCAAUCUUGUGUUAGAAAAAAUGGUCAGGUCAUAAAUGUUAUUGACACCCCCGGAUUGUUCGAUUCAAGUGUUGGAUCAGAAUACAUUGCAAGAGAAAUAGUCAAAUGUGUGGAUUUAGUGAAAGAAGGUAUUCAUGCAAUUAUCUUAGUUUUCUCAGUGAGAACUCGAUUUUCAGAAGAAGAAAUAGCCACCGUUCGAACCCUUCAAACUUUGUUUGGAACAAAAAUUGUAGACUUUGUCAUUGUUCUUUUCACUGGAGGUGACGAACUCGAAGACAACGAUGAAACAUUGGAAGAUUACUUAGGUAGAGAAUGCCCUGUGGGGUUGAAAGAUAUCAUAGCCGCUAGCAAGAACCGCUGCUUGGUUUUCAAUAACAAAACCAAGAAUGAAACAAAAAAGAUUGAGCAAGUGGAGAAACUUAUAGAGAUGGUGCAUGGAGUUGUACAACAAAAUGGCGGAAAAGCCUACACUCAUGGCUUGUUUUCUAACAUCAAGUUUGAGACCAAGUUGCAAGAUGUGAAAACCAAGCUUGAACAACAAUUGGAGUUUGAAAUACAAGCAAGACUUAAAGCAGAACAGAAAGCACAAGAAAUUCAACAGCAAUCUACUGAUCAAAUUCGAGUCCUCAACGAUCGUCUACGCAUCGCACUUGAAAGGCCACCUAUGACACCACCACCACCACCGCCUCCACAAACUAUACAUCAUGCCCACAGGAGAAAAUCAAGAGGUUGUGUUAUUGUCUGACUCUAUUGCAUGCAUGCACUCUCAAUAAAUAUGUACCUAAGUGAUUAGUAUAUUAGAUAUAUACUAAAUAAAAAUGUGAAAGACUGCAAAGAAAGAAACUUACUUGAUACUAUAAAAUAUAUAUUUGAAAAUUGUCA